AUGGCCGUGUGCUGGCUCCUUGCCCUGGCUGCGUCCCUGCUGCCUGCAGCCCUGAGCACCAGCGGAGGAGAAGCUUGUGACUGCAACGGGAUGUCCAGGCAGUGUGUCUUCGACUGGCAGCUCCUGAUGGAGACGGGCAAUGGGUAUCGCUGCCUCGGCUGCCUGGGCAACACGGCGGGUGCCCGCUGUGAGCGCUGCAAGGAGGGAUACUACCGCCAGCGGGAUGGGGACUGCUGCCUGCCCUGCCACUGCCACCCUCAGGGCUCCCUCAGCACGCAGUGUGACAACAACGGCCGCUGCAGCUGCAGGCCUGGUGUGAUGGGUGAGAAGUGCGACCGCUGCCAGCCGGGCUUCCAUUCCCUCUCUGAGGCCGGGUGCCAGGGAUAUGGGCAGAGCCAGCUGUGUGCCUGUGACCCAGCUGGCACAGAGGACUGUGUUUCGGGCCGUUGUAUCUGCAAGGUUGGUGUCACUGGCGAGCAGUGCGACAGGUGCAAACAAAACUUCUAUAACUUGGAUGCCAGGAAUCCGGCUGGGUGCUCUCCAUGCUUCUGCUAUGGACAUUCGUCCUCAUGUGUCAGCGCUGAGAAUUACAGCGUCCACAAGAUCAUCUCCAACUUCCAGCAAGGUCCUGAAGGAUGGAUGGCUGCCUGUGAAGACAGGUCCCCAGCUGAACUCCAAUGGUCUCCACGCCACCAGGAUGUGUUCAUAGCAGCAAGGAGAUGGGAAGCACUGUACUUUGUGGCACCCGCCAAAUUCCUUGGGAACCAACAGCUGAGCUAUGGCCAGACGCUCUCCUUCGAUUACCGCCUGGACCGAGGGGGACAGCUGCCUUCUCCACAUGAUGUGAUCCUUGAAGGAGGUGGCCUCCGAGUCACUGCCCCCUUCUUGCCCUCCGGGAAGGUUUUGCCCUGUGGUGUCAGCCAGACCUACACCUUCAGGUUGGACGAGCACCCAGGCAGCAAGUGGAGCCCCAGGCUGAACCACUUUGAAUACCGCAGGCUGCUGGGAAACCUGACGGCCCUCUGGAUCCGAGCCACCUUCGGGGAGUACAGCACUGGCUACCUUGACAACAUCACCCUGGUAUCAGCACAGCCUGCUGCCGGCAUCCUCGCGCCUUGGGUGGAGCGGUGCCAGUGCCCCGAUGGCUACCAAGGGCAGUUCUGUGAGCAGUGUGCUGCUGGCUACAGGAGGGAUGCACCCCACAUGGGGCCGUUCAGCAUCUGUGUGCCCUGCAACUGCCACGGUGGUGGGAUCUGUGACCCGGAUACUGGUGAAUGCUACUCGGGAGAUGAAAAUGUGGGGAACAGCAUCAGCUGUCCAUUUGGUUCCUACCGAGACCCCCGACCCCCGCACAGCUGCAGGGCAUGUCCCUGUGGCCAUGGCCAGAGCUGCUUAGUGCUGCCAGGCCAGGAAGUUGUCUGUGACCAUUGCCCUCCUGGAGCUGCAGGGCCCAGCUGUGAGUUCUGUGCUGACGGCUAUUUUGGAGAUCCUGCAGCCUCCCAGCCAUGCCAGCCAUGCCAGUGCAAUGACAACGUGGAGCCCAACGCCGUGGGGAACUGCGACCGCCGGACAGGAGAGUGCCUCAAGUGCAUCCACAACACAGCCGGCUUCCACUGCGAGCGCUGCAAGGAUGGCUUCUUUGGGAACCCCCUGGCCCCCAACCCUGCUGACAAGUGCCGGGCUUGCAGCUGCAACUCAGUAGGGGUUGAGCCCCUGAUGUGCCGGAAUGAUGGGAGCUGCAUCUGCAAACCUGGCUUUGGGGGCCCCAACUGUGAGCAGAGCGAGUGCCCAGCCUGCUACAGCCAAGUGAAAGCCCAGGUGGACCUGUACCUGCAGCAGCUGCGGGAGCUGGAACUGCUUUCCUCAGAGGUGCAAGCUGGAGGUGGAGCUGUGGGCCAGGAGCUGGAGGGGAAGAUGCAGCUGGCUGAGGAGACGUUGCAGGCCAUCCUCAGAGAAGCCCUCAGCCUGCAAGCUUCCGACAGAUCCCUGGAAAGCCGUGUGACCAGGAUGAAAGGACAAGGGUCUACCUGCCAGAGUGGCUUGGAUGACGCCAAGGCAGCAGUGGAGAGGCUGAUGUUUCUGGGCAGGCAGUAUGAGAGGCAGGUACAGGACACCCGGCGGCUGCUGGAGACAGCCAGGCUGGACCUGAGCCGCAGUGGAGCCUCUCUGAGCCGAGCGGCUAUCCCAGUUUCACACUUUCCUGGAGGCUCAAACAAGAUCUUGCUUCUGGCCCAGGAGGCUCUGAGUCUAGCCAACAGCCACAUGCAGGCAGCCAACAUCAUUGAGCAGGCGGCAAAGGGAGCACAGGACGACUCACAGCAGGCACUGGAGCUGCUGCAGGCAGCCGUGAGUGGGGAGGCAGAGGUGCCAGGCUCCCUGCAAGGGCUGCUCAGGAAGUAUGAGGAGCUGAAGUCGCUGGCUGGAGGCCUGGAGGCUGAUGCCAAUAGGAUAGCCACUGAGGCAGACAAGGCUUAUCAGAGCAGCCUGAUGCUCCUCAGCUCUCUGUCCCGCCUGACCAAGACCAGUUUUGGGUCCUUUGAGGGGGAGGCAGCCCAAUUGAAGCAGGAUGCAGCUGCUCUUCUGAGCAAGGUGGACACUUACAUGGCACAGUACAGGCAGCUGCAGAGCCGCAUGGGCCGCUGGGAGGAGGAAAUCAAGAAGCUCUUGCAGAGAGGAGAAGGCGAGAGAGCGAUGCUGACUCAGCUGCUGUCCCGUGCCAACCUUGCCAGGAGCACAGCCCUGCAGGCUGUGAGUGCUGGCAAUGCCACCUUUUAUGAAGUGGAACAGAUCCUGAAGAGCCUGCGUGGUUUUAACUUGCAGGCAGACGACAAGAGAAGGGAAGCUGAGGAUGCAAUGAGGAGGCUCCCAGUUAUCAGCAGCAUGGUGGCAAGUGCCAAGGAGAAGACUAACAGAGCUGAAGCCAUCCUGGGCAAUGCUGCUGCUGAAUCCAAGGCAGCCAGCAGCACUGCAGGGGAAGCGAAAGAGAUCACCUUUGGGAUCCAGAAGGAGAUCAUGCGGCUGAGGCUGGAGGCCAACAAGACAGCCGACGGGGUCCUCGCGCUGGAGAAGGCAGUGGCAGCUCUGCAGCAUGACGCCAAAGAAGUGGAUGGAGAAUUCCAGAGCAAGGUUUCAGAAGCUGAGGCAGAUGCUGCCAUGAUACAGGAGACUACAAAGGAAGCUCAAGAUGUCCAUACCAAGGCUGGCCAGGCUGGGGUGGUGGUGCAGGAGACAUUGGGUGUCCUAGAGGAGCUGCUGCGUCUUAUGAACCAGCCUGGUGCUGUGGAUGAAGAGGGCCUGAAACAGCUCGAGUUGAAUUUCAGCAAAGCCAAAACCAAAACCAACCAGCUGAAGGAACAGAUGUCAGAACUUGAGCAGAGAGCCACUCUACAGAAGGUCUGGGUACAGAAACUGGACAGCAGCAUCGAUGAGAUCCUGGCAGACAUUAGGAACCUGGAGGAUAUCCAGAGGAGCCUUCCUCCUGGCUGCUACAACACAAAAGCCAUCGAAUUACCCUGAGGCAGCACUGGGAGGCUGCAGCCCAUGUCAGUUCACAGCAGAAGAGCUAGGCCCCUCUGCUCCCACAAAACCUGGCAGGAGAAGCUGAGCUUGGUUCUGUUGGACUUAUCUUUACUCCCAGGCUCAGGGUAGUGCCUGCAGUUCACGAGUGCUGCAGCUGAAGUUCACAUCACACUGGACCUGGAGAGUCUCUGAUUUUCAAAACAAUCCGUCCCUCAAUUUCAAGAGGAAGAUGCCCACUUGUGGGCUGGGAUUUGCUGGUGCCAUUUUGGACGUGGCUUAGGGGUUCAGCAGCAGCAGGUGCCACUGAUGACCCUUUUCAUAAAGCUGCAGGUUUUCCACCAGGCUCCUCAGGCAGGUGGUUUUUAUUUUGCCCAGCCCUGAAGGGAUGGUUUUCCCAUCAAAGGUCUUCCUGGGCGAACACAGGUUUCCCUAGCAUCCUCUCUCUCUCACAGACACAAAGACACAACCUUUUCUUCCAAGACUGGUUGCUUUGGUUCCUGGCAGCUUCCUGGGUGUCCCAGAGCUCAGGGAGAGCAAGGUUAUGUUUGCUCUGUGCAAGCAUUUGGGAUGACUCUCAUCCCAGGCACAGGAGCUUUCUCUGGGGGACUGCAGCCAAGCGUUGGUAUCUGAGAGCCAGAGCCCAUUCCCAUCCUUGCUGCAGUGCCAGCAUCCUAAUUUGACCUGGUGAAGGAUACUGAAAAUGUCUCAAAUGUUUCUCCACCUCUGGUUCGGUGCUGCCCAUUCCCUCCCAUCCUACAUGUAUGGUGCUGGAUGUUCCCAAAGCACACUAGAUGUGAGUCAUUGUGCACGAGGUUUUUCUACUGUAAAUCUUUCCUGGAAGAACUGAAGACAAUGGUGCUCCCUACACCCACCCACUGCUUUCCUGUGGACCCACCUUUAGUUUGACACCAUUUCCAGCUUUCUUCUGAUACUUUUUCAGGCGAAAAAGAAAGCCCAAAGCUCUCUGGUGCUCAAAACCAGCCCUGCUGAAGUGCCCUGACCAGCAUGGAGUGGGUGCUGGGCAGAGGGGAAUGCUCUGAGGACUGAACACCAAAUCUUGUUAACACUGCUUCUCUGGUAAAGCAGUGCCUGUGCUGUUGCAUGGUUGAGGGUUUUCUGAGUAACUGUGUUAUAUUUGUAUUUAAGUGAGAUAUGCUCUUACCUCUGGCACGUUUUCUUUCUCUCCCCUACGCCAUAGGACAGGUAUUACAGAUCUGACAUUAUUCCUCUAGGAGUUGGUUUUUUGGAAGGGAGGAGACCAAUAAAUACUGAAUGCUUUUGGUAAGCUCUUGCCUGCUGGUUCAGUUCCAGCGCCGUGUUUUGGGCGAGCUUGGCCAUGAGUUCUUCCAGCAGCUUGUGCUCCUCAGGCUGACUCCACCUGGAGCUGGUUUGGGUUUGAAAUGGCACAGCAGCAGGGAAAGAUGACAC
Messenger RNA from Lagopus leucura (white-tailed ptarmigan), 4947 nucleotides. It is a transcript of the gene LAMC2, whose product is annotated as laminin subunit gamma 2. The record is from RefSeq and is a predicted model, not a curated record. The coding region runs from base 1 to 3516 and encodes 1171 amino acids. The transcript has 23 exons. Gene Ontology annotation, molecular function: extracellular matrix structural constituent. NCBI's taxonomy places the organism in Eukaryota, Metazoa, Chordata, Aves, Galliformes, Phasianidae.